This is a messenger RNA of Nasonia vitripennis (jewel wasp), 2754 nucleotides long. RefSeq lists its product as uncharacterized. Gene Ontology annotation, biological process: SCF-dependent proteasomal ubiquitin-dependent protein catabolic process. The transcript is spliced from 2 exons. Gene Ontology annotation, cellular component: SCF ubiquitin ligase complex. NCBI's taxonomy places the organism in Eukaryota, Metazoa, Arthropoda, Insecta, Hymenoptera, Pteromalidae. The coding region runs from base 262 to 2025 and encodes 587 amino acids. The record is from RefSeq and is a predicted model, not a curated record.
GAGAGCUCGGCAGUCAGUCUAGCACGAGCCGCUGCUCAGGAGAGACGCGGCUCUCGCUCUCUCUCCCCCCUCCGUCGGUUUCUUUACUCGUUCACCAGUCUAUAUCCUGCAUAGUAUACUACAGUUUCACCCUGUGUAUCGUACGUCGAGUUGUAAACCGAAAAGAGCACACACACAUAUAACUCAGGAGGCUGGCACGUCGACGCCGCAUCAGUGUCAAGCUACUGUUUACCCACGAAGACAGCGGAUGAACAAGGCGAGAUGCCCGGACACCGACAGCCCAACUCCCUGGAGGGUCUCGCCCUGGGCCGCGUCUGCCAGCUCCUGGACGGCACCUGCCGACGACUGCAGGUGCUCUCGCAGGAGUCCUCGGCGGCCCAGGUGCUCGCCUACGCCAAGCAGACGAUCCGGCCGUACUACGCCAACGCGCUGACCGCCAGGCUGCGCUCCCAAGUGAUCGAGGAGACCUCGCGGAUGCUCUACGGCCCGUCGACCGACGGCUCGACCCUGAUCUCCGGACCGGCGCCGCUGUACCUCCUGGCGCUGCUGCUGGGGCACGACAUCAAGCGGCUGAAGGUGAACCUCUGCUGCUACUACGGCUGCAGCCACCAGACCUCGCUGCUCAAGCUCCUGGCCACCGAGGGCGUGGGUCUCGAGUCCCUCGAGCUGGCCAGGUCGGCCCUGCUCAGACUCGACUGCAAGCUCCUCAGAUCGGCGCUGCUCAACAUGAAGAACCUCCAAAGACUGACGCUGCGCAACAUCGCCAGCGACGCCGUGCUCCAGGUCGUCGGCAAGGCCUGUCCCAAGCUCAUCAUCCUCGACGUCGCCUGCUCCAGGCAGGUCACCGACGUAGGGCUCAAGCAGCUCCUGCUCCACGUCGAGUUCCGCGACAGGAUACCCAACCCCGCCAGCCAGGAGUCCUCGACCAGCUGGUCCAGACUCAAGGGCCUCCUGGCCAAGCUGAAGAUGCGCGGACCCAAGUCCGAGAAGCGGGAGAAGCAGGUGCUCCUGGACCACUGCGAGAGCCGGAACUUUCUCUGCGACACGCUGCGAGUGCUGAACGUCGCCAACACGGGAGUCACCAGCACGGGCGUCCUUCUCGCGCUGAUGCACGUGCCGCAGCUCGAGUCGCUCGCGGAGUACAGCCACAUGGGCCGAGUCGUCGAGAUCAUGAACCGCGGCGUGAUGGACUUCAAGGCGCCCUUCAGCCUGACGCAGGCCCGCAGCUGCCGGACGACCCAGGCCAGGCUCGAACUGCUCGCCCAGGCCUGCCCCAGGCUGGAGAAGCUGCACAUAGCCGAGCCCCACCACCCGCCGGAGGCGCUUCAGCUCUUCCCCUACGUCACGUCGCUCAGCGUGCACAGCAUCCCCGUACAGAAGGAGUGGCUCGAGGGCUUCUACGGCUACCUGCGCACCAACGGCCAGAACCUGAAGGAGCUCGAGCUGCGCAUAGCCCAGAGCGAGGUGCCGCUCGACAUCGACCUCAAGGAGAUCUUCUUCUGCUGUCCGAACCUGCGCACCUUCACGAAGGACGGCUCGAACGUGGUCUGGUCGGCGGGACCAGACCCCCCGGUACUCAAGCACCUGAGACGCGUGCAGGUCGGCAGGACCGUCAGCGCCCUCACCAUCACCAAGAUCCUCUCGCUCGCCCCGGAACUCACGGCUCUCCACGUGCACAGCUGCUUCGACCUGACGAACGAGCAGCUGGAGAAGCUGCUGACGGAGCCGGCGAAGCCCGUGAAAUCCUACGGCCUGGGACUGAGGCGCUCCGAGGCGGUUGUCCAGCACAACAGCCUGGUGAGGAACCUCGAGUGCUUCUACAUCUACGAGGCGAGCAAGGUCUCGGCUUCCACCGUCUUGAACAUGUUCAAGAGCUGCGGCAAGCUCAGGAGGAUCGGCAACCUCGCCAACUGGGGCCUCGACUGCGAGGGCGUACGCACUCUCAGGAACACCCUGGCCAAGGCCAACCUCGACGUCGACCUCUGCCCGGGCUCCCACUGGUUCUGGAGCGACUGCAUCCAAUAGCGAUGACUCGACUCGUCCCCCCGAAGACGGACGCGUCGUUCAUGAAGAAGAAGAAGAAGAAGAAGAAGAAGAAGAAGAAGAAGCUUCGACGGUCUCUCGAGAUCGGAACUCUGUCGUGAGAAAGUGCGCGCGGCGUCGUGCUCUCGUUCUACUUUGCGCGCGAGUGAAACGAAGCCGGCGUGUAAUUCGACGUGAUGACGAGCACGGUACACUUUUUUUGCGAGCCGUCGAUUCUCAUAGCUGCCAUUCUCGAUGUACACUGUACUAUAUAUAAUAAUUAUACGAUACUUCUCUCUGUCGCCAUCAUCGUUUACACGCUGUAUCCGCAUUGUUGCACACAGAGACGUGCGCACGUACACGCACGUACACGCACACAGCGAACUGUAAAUUUAUCAGUAUUAUCGACUUUGUUCGGGGGAACCCAGUGUGGUGAGGAAGAACGAGGAGGAGUCGCGCCGCGCGACGAUAAUUAUAAGCUAUACGCAUCGAUAUCAUCGAUAUCGUUAAGGAAUAACUAGAGUUAUAUGAAUAAUAGAGUCUAAGGCGAAUCCUUUAUAUCUUAAUAUCACGCAACGACUUAUGCUUUGACCGAUCUAGUAUGUAUCUAGAUGCGCUAGUUCGUAUGUAUAUAAUACUUGUAUAACGAGCAUGAAUUGAUGAUAACAAUAAAUCGAAAUCGUGUAUCUACGUGAUCCUAUACGUAGCUACAUGAAUACAUAAGCAACCAGA